AUGUCGUGUCGAGAGUUGCACUGGUCGUGGUACAGGAUGAAAGAGAGGCGCCGGCAUGUGGGGAUGCCCGUCACGUGCUUACUUGCUUUCUUACCAUCACCAUCUCAAAUGGCCACCGAUGACAAGAAAUCAGCUCUACCGAAGGACUUCAUGAAGAAAUGCUGCGAGGAAGACCCCAAGUUUGCCUUUGAGCAAGAUGCUUCCCUUUAUCACGCUUGCUUCAAGUCUGCUACAGCUCCAGGUCCCUAUGGACGGAAAGCAUCUUCGUAUUUCCACAAACAAGGUAUCAAGGAAUGCAAUGAACGUCUGGAAAGAUGGACGACGGAGAAGGUGCGUGCUGGUACUGCGAAGGAACGGGCGGAUGAUACGCUGGAGUAUGGGCUACGGCUAGCUUCAGGUGCACGCGUGUCGUUCAACGAAGACGCCGCCUACGACAUCUUCACCAAGCUCAUCGCCGACGAUGCCCAGCCCGCCUCCGCGCGAGCAAUCGCCGCCAACCUCGCCUGCACGAUUCUCAAACGCAAGCUCCUACCCUCAGAAAAGCAGCCCUCAGCGGACAAGUUCGACUUGGGCAAAGCUUUCGCGCUGAUGGAGAUCAGCGCCAUGUUCGGGCUCUUUGCGUGGUGCGGGCUGCACCUCAUCCAGCUGUGCGAGCGUCAAGGUGACGCACCGAAUUGGGAGCGGAUCGCCAUGCCUCAUCUGCGGAAGGCAUACGAUACUUUCCGCGAGGAGACGGGUACACAGCGCAUGAUCUUCGAUUUGUGCUCGGUGUGCAAUAGGGCGCCUCCACCAAGGGUCAAGAUGAAGAGGUGCAGCGGUCAUUGUCCAGAGGACAAGAAACCUCUUUAUUGUGGACGCGCGUGUCAGAAGGUGGACUGGCCAAAACAUCGCAAAUGGUACAAACCAGAGGAAAGUAGCUCGGAUAGUGACGAAGAGUGGACAACAGACUCGGAUCGCGAGGAUUGGGAGUAUAGUUCGAAAGAUGACCUUUGA
Cyclocybe aegerita is the source of this 993-nucleotide messenger RNA. Lineage: Eukaryota; Fungi; Basidiomycota; Agaricomycetes; Agaricales; Hemipholiotaceae. The record is from the annotation of a GenBank genome assembly.